This is a messenger RNA of Coniosporium apollinis CBS 100218, 654 nucleotides long. RefSeq lists its product as uncharacterized. The coding region runs from base 1 to 654 and encodes 217 amino acids. Lineage: Eukaryota; Fungi; Ascomycota; Dothideomycetes. Gene Ontology annotation, cellular component: membrane. The record is from RefSeq and is a predicted model, not a curated record. The transcript has 5 exons. Gene Ontology annotation, biological process: vesicle-mediated transport.
AUGGCGUCCGCUUCGUUUAGGGAUUCCAUGAGCUCGCUUGGCUGGAGUCGGAGAGAUGCCGGUUCGCCCGUGAACACCUCUUCGUCCACGCCCAUACUCGGCAAGCUUCAGUCCUUAAACCCAUUCGGUGCAGGUGGCUACGUUAGGCUGCCUACGCAUGAGAGUCCGGGAGCUCCGCUUCCUGCGCCUUCCAGGAGAGAGGAAGAGGAGGGCUGGUUUGCUCUUAGCCGCUGGGAUCGGCUACUCGUAUUUGGCGGUCUCAACCUCGCAGCCUUGGCGAUGUUCGCCACUUGCUUCGCUCUGAUGCCCACCGGCGUCUUCGUACUCAAGCCAAGGAAAUUCGCGAUAUUAUGGACAAUGGGCUCCGUGUUAUUCCUGGCUGCAUGGGCCGUGAUGAUGGGCCCAAUGCAGUACGUGCAGCAUCUGCUAUCCGGCCCACGGCUGCCGUUUACGGCUGCAUAUUUCGGCAGCAUAGCAUUGACUCUGUAUUUCUCUCUCGGUCUUCAAAGCACCAUCCUAACGCUUUUCUCGGCAAUCGUCCAAAUCGUCUGCCUCAUUUGGUAUCUCGUUAGCUACUUUCCGAUGGGCUCGACCGGUCUGCGCUUCGCAGCCAGGUUCGGCGGAAGCAGGGUGGCAGCGUGGAUGAACGACUGA